Molecule: messenger RNA, 423 nt
Organism: Phaeoacremonium minimum UCRPA7
Lineage: Eukaryota; Fungi; Ascomycota; Sordariomycetes; Togniniales; Togniniaceae
Product: putative duf1687 domain containing protein
Exons: 3
Coding region: 1-423 (140 amino acids)
Cellular component (GO): mitochondrion
Molecular function (GO): oxidoreductase activity
Source: RefSeq, a predicted model, not a curated record
AUGUUUCGCUUUCACAAACCGAAGGACAUUGUCACGCUCUUUCACAAGGCUAGCUCCCCGGCCUCCAUGCGCGUUGUCACGCUCCUGAAACAGGCCUCUGCUACCGCCACCGAGCAUGCGACAGAGGAUCAAGCCAGUGAUCACACUGCACAAUCAGACAGCUCACGGGCAGAGUUUGAUCUGAACAUCACCGAAGACCCGCCGACUGCCGACCAGCUCCAGACUAUCCUAGAAUACGUUGGCAAGCCGAGGAUUUCAUCUAUAGUGAAGGGCGCAACAACAGAGAAUGAGGCCCUGAAGAAGUUCAAAGAGAGUGCCGAGAACUUCCAACGGCCAGUGGUGGUUGACUGGAACAAUGGCAAGGCCACUGCCGGUGCCAACGAGUCUGAGAUCCUGAAGAUGUUGAAUGAACUUAAGAAAUAG